Molecule: messenger RNA, 3054 nt
Organism: Sporisorium graminicola
Lineage: Eukaryota; Fungi; Basidiomycota; Ustilaginomycetes; Ustilaginales; Ustilaginaceae
Exons: 1
Coding region: 1-3054 (1017 amino acids)
Biological process (GO): ubiquinone biosynthetic process
Cellular component (GO): mitochondrial inner membrane
Molecular function (GO): 4-hydroxybenzoate polyprenyltransferase activity
Source: RefSeq, a predicted model, not a curated record
AUGCCGAUCCUGUCCAAGGUGGCGCUUCGGCCGCUCCGGGAAGGAUGGAGCACGUUCACCCAUCGCACCCCGUGCUGCGUCGGUGCAGCAGGAGCAGUUUCAAGUACCUCGAGGCAGCCUUUGUCUCCUUCAACUCCUCCAUGGUUCAGCCUUGCCGUUCGAACGGCUUGGGUACCCGCAACGUUGCGAGGCUAUGCUACCACCCCAUCUGGAGUCAAGACGACCUAUCCAAGCACGGCGCCACCAGCAAGCGAAAACAGUCAACACCACAGCAAUGCCAGGCUGGGAAAGGAGCGAGACCAGGGCUACCUCGCAUUCACAAAGUCGAGCCUCUUCAAGCUCACGCUUCCGCUGCAACCGCCUAGCGCAGACCCGCGAUCACCGUCAUCCAAACACUCUUCGGCAUCAGCUAGAGCAGAGCGGAGCGAAGACCCAGAACGAUCCGAGGUGGAGAAACACGAGCGAAAGAGCGUCUCGGAUACGUCGUGGGAGCAAGCCGCAGAGACACCCGGCCCCCCCGUCUCGCAAGUCAACCAUCGAUCGCAUUCCCACCUCCACGGACCCGAAAAUGGCGAACCCUCUGACAUCGAGGCUGACGAGUACGAUGCCGAUGCUCCGGCACACAGCGUCGUCUUUCUUCUGCACAGUGCUCAGCCGCUGAGCUACAUUGCCAACCUCAUCCGUGCAGAAGGCCCAAGUCCGGAACCGAGCCAGCACCAGAUCGAGCAACAGACACAGCCACAAUCGCAGCCCCAGAAGUCUUCAGAUCAAGACAACGAUGACAACAGCAAGGACGAGUCCAGCGUGCCCGUCGGUCCGCGUUCUUCUCCCGAGCGCAAGGACAAGCGCGUUCAUCUUUCCAAGGAGCAACUCGAGAUGCGCGAAAUGCUACUCCGUCAAGGUUUUCUCGAUCCGCUCGGAGACCCACCCAUCUCGUUCCAUACGCGUGCAGCCGACGGCAAAAGAUGGUCGCCAGCGACGGGCAUUGGUGACUUCCUGCGAGACGCCGCACGCAUAGGCUCGUUCGUCAUUCGCAUUGGGGAGCGCAAUGUCUACGUCUCGGUACCCUCUUUCGAAGAUCGUACGCGCUUCCUCCGCGCCACUCUCUAUGCCAAGACCGAGCAGAUCGAAAGGCUCGUCCACCUCAAGGCCGAGUGCGAUCGCAUCGCUCAUUCAGGCACCAAACGUCUCUCUUUUGCAGGUGUCGCCAUUCUGAGCGCCUGGUGGGGCUCGGUCGCUUUCUUAACCUUUGGCACCGAGCUCGGCUGGGACGUUAUGGAGCCCGUCACCUAUCUCACCGGUCUCGGCACCAUCUUGGGCGGCUACAUCUGGUUCCUCAUUCACAACCGCGAGGUUUCGUACCGUGCGGUGCUCAACGAGACCACCUCGAGGCGGCAGCAAAGGCUGUACAUUGAGAAGGGCUUCAACAUCGAGCGAUACCAGGAGCUCAUCGAAGAAGUCAAGGACCUGCGCAAGGCCAUCAAAAAGGUCGCCGAAGACUACGAUCUUGAGUGGGACCAGGGAGAGACAAAGGCAGGAAAGCAGAACAAAAAGGCGUUGAAGAUCAUCCGCAAGCAGGAAGAGGCCAGCUACCGCUCCAAGAGGGACGAUGUCCGCGAAGACGAAGAAGGCGAGGCAGGCGAUAAGGAUGAUAAAGGUGCUGUGAGUGUCUCGCAAGAGGCCGAGGACAAGGAUGGUGACGGUCAGCCAGACAACGUGCAAGCCGACAACUCGAAGCUCAAGGUCCGAAAGAAGAAGGCGAAUGGAAGUGAGGCUCGUCGCCACUUUUCUACUUCCUCUCGAAGCAGCGCGAUUCGACCAAGCCCAUCAUCGAUUCGUGGCCUUAGACACUGUAGCAGCAGCAGCAGCGGCCACCACACGAAACAGCUUGCAACAGACCUUGCCGCAUCCACGAACAAGCCCUUGCAGAUGUCGGCCAGCGGGAUGGCUUCGCUCGGCAGUGCACCUUCCGCUACCGCCGUUAAGAAGCCCUACAGCAUACAACCCUAUCUCGCUCUCAGCCGAAUCGACAAACCCAUCGGGACCUGGCUCCUGUACUGGCCUUGUGCGUGGUCCAUUGUCUUGGCGUCGCACACGCUCGGUCUGUCCUACACCACCCCACUUUUCUACUCGAUGCUGUUUGGUGUGGGUGCCAUCAUCAUGCGCGGCGCCGGAUGCACGAUCAACGACAUGUGGGACGUCAAGAUGGACCGCAUGGUCGAGCGAACCAAGACACGCCCUCUAGCCGCCGGCGAUAUUACGCAAUUUCAAGCCCUGUCCUUCCUUGGCGUUCAGCUCAGUGCUGGGCUCGCGGUGCUGGUCAACUUGAACCUGUACAGCAUCAUGCUGGGUGCUGCAUCGCUCGGUGUCGUGGUGCUGUAUCCGCUGAUGAAGCGUAUCACCUACUGGCCGCAGUUGGUGCUUGGGUUUGCUUUCAAUUGGGGCGCCAUGCUCGGAUGGUCUGCCGUGGCUGGUGCCGUGGAUUGGGCGGUGGUGCUACCGCUGUACGCGGGGUCUAUUUUUUGGACGCUGGUGUACGACACGAUCUACGCACACCAGGACAAGACCGACGAUGUGCAUGCGGGAGUCAAGUCGACUGCCCUGUUGUUUGGCGACAAGACCAAGCCGAUAUUGUCGGCAUUUUCGGCAAGCACGGUCGGGCUAUUUGCCUACAGCGCAUCUCGAGCAGUUCCACCUGCGAUCGGCGCUGCGCCCACGGCAGUGGAGGCCCUGCAACCUGCACAGAGCUCCAGCGUUGGCGACCUCGUGCUUUCGGCUUCGUCCCUGGACACGCUCGCAGCAGCCUCGCCGAUGCUCGACACGUUGUCCCAUCACCACCCCUUCUUCUGUAUGGCUCUCGCCGGUGCCGCGAGCCACAUGGCAUGGCAGAUCCGAACGGUCAAGCUCGACGAUCGUCCGGAUUGCUGGCGCAAAUUUUGCUCCAACACCACCUUCGGCUGGAUUGUAGUCUCAGGUUUGGUCGCCGACUAUUCGGCAUGGCUCUACCUCGACAGUAGGAACGGAGACAAGGCUCUGAGGGAGAACGAGGAGUAA